CAAUGUGUUACUACUUGCAAGGGAAUUGUAACGUGUGCAAUGCUCUUGCCAUGUGCGACCGGCGAUGUGGCGUCAUGACGCGAUUACAUUGGCCGGCGCGACACGCAACCCCGCUCAUAUGAACAAAGUUUUGAGAGGGCUGGAUAUCGCAGCGUGUGUCGCUUCCUCGACAGACUUGAGCCGAAGUUGAAAGUCCAAUAUUGAUAAAGUCGCAACCAUGGGUACCGCAUCAAUAUCAUACCAGUACGAUCUAGGAACGUACCAUUGUAAGGUCACAACCGCAAGUGCAGAGGCUCAGGUCUGGUUCGAUAGAGGCCUCAUUUGGAGCUAUGCAUUCCACCACGAAGAGUCAGCUCGCUGCUUCGAAAGGGCAAUUACUGAAGAUCCCGGUUGUGCGAUGGCAUACUGGGGCCUUGCCUUCGCUCUAGGCCCAAACUACAACAAGCCGUGGGAUCUCUUCGACGAAAAGGAGCUGAAGACAACUCUAGAGACGAUCAAAAAUGCACUCACAGAAGCUAAAGACCAUGUACUGGAUUCAACAGAGCUUGAAGAGGCACUCAUCGAGGCGAUCCAGUCUCGCGUGCCAAAGGGGCUCAAGGAGCAUGACUUCAAGGCGUGUAACGAGGCUUACGCAAAGGCCAUGGAGUCGGUGUAUGAGAAGUUCUCUGAUGACCUCGAUGUUACAGCUUUGUUCGCCGACUCUGUGAUGAACCUUUCCGCAUGGGAUCUUUGGGACCUGAAAACUGGUGAGCCGACUCCUGGAUCCCGCUCGUUGGAGGUCAAAGGCUUCCUCGAGAAGGCACUCGAGCAGGACGAUGUGUACAAGCACCCGGGAAUUCUCCACCUGUACAUCCACCUUAUGGAGAUGAGUUCGACGCCGGAAGCCGCACUGGUUGCCGCAGACCAUCUUCGCAACCUCAUCCCUGAUGCGGGUCAUCUGGUCCACAUGCCGAGUCACCUUGACAUACUCAUAGGGGACUAUCGACGAGCCAUAGCCUCGAAUGCUGAUGCCUGUCUGGCUGACGAGAAGUACCACAACGAGCAUGGGGGAGACAAUUUCUACUCUUUCUAUCGUAUGCACGACUACCACUCGCUGAUCUAUGCCGCAAUGUUCGCCGGUCAGUCGAAGGUCGCUCUAGAAGCGGUGAGCCGGAUGGAACGAUCACUACCGGCAUCUCUCCUCAACAUUGAGAGUCCACCCAUGGCAGACUGGCUCGAGAACUUCUCCUCAGUGCGUGUUCACGUCCUGGUCCGUUUUGGUCUUUGGCAAAACCUGCUUUCAUUACCCUACCCAAAAGAUAGGGACCUUUACUGCGUGACGAUCGCAAUGAUACAUUAUGGAAAAGGUGUGGCACAUGCCGCGACCGGAGACGUUGACAAGGCUCUGAAAGAACGUGCCGCUCUCAAAGAGGCCGUGAAACGGAUUCCGUCGUCCCGCAUCUGUGGUGACUUCCCGAACCGGUCAAACGUGGUUCUUCAGGUCGGCGAGGCAAUGCUCGAUGGGGAGAUAGCCUAUCGGCAGGGCAAUUAUGACGUCGCGUUUAGCCACCUCGAGGAAGCGAUCAAGCGCGACGAUGCUCUCACUUAUGCGGAACCCUGGCCAUGGAUGCAGCCAACGCGGCACGCGUAUGCUGCACUCCUGAUGGAACAGGGCAGGGUCGAAGAUGCGGCUGCCGCGUACAAGGCGGAUCUAGGGUUCGAUGACACCUUACCCAGGGCAAGACAGCAUCCCAACAAUGUCUGGGCUCUGCAUGGAUACCACGAGUGUCUUGUCAGACUUAAACGGGACGAAGAAGCGGAGAUAGUACGUCAACAACUCCGGGUAGCUCAAGCUGUGGCGGAUGUCACUGUUCAGGCAAGCUGCUACUGUCGCAACUCUGGGAGUGCCUGAAAACAGUUUUCUGAGGGCUGCUCAACGGUCAUGAAUUUACAGCUGUACGCUGCCGGAGUGGCUGUUCGACUCGCGUAUUUGUGUUAGUUGUUUGAGGUUUAUAAGCCACGCCUAUCCCUCAGUCUACGACAUUGUCAUGCUUC
This is a messenger RNA of Macroventuria anomochaeta, 2034 nucleotides long. RefSeq lists its product as uncharacterized. The transcript is spliced from 2 exons. The record is from RefSeq and is a predicted model, not a curated record. Gene Ontology annotation, cellular component: intracellular anatomical structure. Lineage: Eukaryota; Fungi; Ascomycota; Dothideomycetes; Pleosporales; Didymellaceae. Gene Ontology annotation, molecular function: protein binding. The coding region runs from base 218 to 1891 and encodes 557 amino acids.